AUGUCAGGAAAGGAGUGGUACUUGGUGCACAUAACACUUACUGUGACAGAUGUGAACGACAACGUCCCCGAGUGGGCCAUGCAGCCCUUCCCCUUCUUGGCUGCGGUGUCUCCUCAAGCUGCAGUGGGUACUGAAGUGUACAAGCUGCUUGCUGUGGAUGCAGAUGAAGGGAUCAAUGGAGCUGUAGAAUACUUUCUCCUGGAUGGUGGAGAAGACAGAUUUGAAGUUGAGAAGGACACUGGCUGGAUUAAAACAACAGGUUUGCCAUUGGUGAAGGACAGGGAAUACUUACUGACUGUGUUAGCAGCAGAUAAACUUGGAAGCAAAGGGUCUCCGGCCUCUGUUUCUAUAAUUGCUGGACUUCGACCACCACAAUUUACCAACAUAUCAUACAUUGCUUAUGUUCCUGAAAGUAUGCCACAAGGGAAAACUUUUUUCACAGUCUCUGCUAUAUCGUAUCAAAACAAAUCAUUGAGCUAUAGCCUGCAAACUAAUCCUAGUGGUCUAUUCAGCAUCAGUCGGACAGUGGGAGAUAUCAGCUUAACUCGGAGUGUGGAUUAUGAGAGCGGCCAACACCAAUAUUUUCUUUUGGUCAGAGCAGAAGAAGAUGAGGAACAGCUCAGUAAUACAGCUGAGGUUUUUGUUGUAAUCACAGAUGUGAAUGACUGUGCCCCAGAAUUCCAACAGCUGAUUUACAGCAAGGAUGGUGUUCCUGAAACAGUUACUAUGACAACUGCACUUCUACAAGUGACAGCCACUGACUGUGAUUCCAAAGAGAACGCCGAAAUACGCUAUUACACUUUGAGUCCUGAUUUUAGUGUUACGGCUGAUGGUACUGUUUUUCCAGCAACACAGUUGGAUUAUGAGCGACCUAAUCAUCUUUAUGAAUUCAUAAUUAUGGCUGUAGAUAAAGGAGAAGAGCCCAAGACUGGCACAACAACUGUUAGGAUCCACGUUUCAAAUGUGAAUGAUGAAGCACCUGAGUUUUCCCAGGCAAUCUACAGGAGCUUUGUUUCUGAAGAUGCAGGCCCAAAUACAAUAGUUGCUACAAUUAAUGCUGUUGACCCUGAUGGAGAUGGUAUAACAUAUGCUAUUCUAUCUGGAAAUCAAAAAGGGAACUUUGUUAUUGACCAUAAGAAAGGGCUAGUUAAACUUCGUUCAAGUCCUUUCCCUAAGCUACAGGGGACAGAGUAUGUUCUUAAUGUCACGGCAACUGAUGAUAACGCCUCUGGAGGACCCCGUUCCCUUACCAGUACUGCUCAGGUUAUCGUGAAAAUUGAUGAUAUCAACAAUAACAAACCUGUCUUUCAGAAGUGUCAAUAUUAUCAGGAACAUGCUUCUGUAUUGGAAAAUCAGCCUUCAGGGACAGUUGUACUGCAGGUUGAAGCCACUGAUGCUGAUGAAGGAGCCAAUGGUGUAGUGAGAUAUGGCUUGAUGUACAGAGAUGGUGUCCUACCAGCGUUUAGUAUUCAUCCUGACACAGGAGUCCUGACAACUGUUCAGGUAUUUGAUCGAGAAAAACAGAGGGAAUAUCCUAUCACCGUGACAGCGACAGAUCAGGCAGUGGAACCACUCAUUGGAAUAUGUCAGAUAAAUGUUAUUAUCCUGGACCAAAAUGACAAUGAUCCCAGAUUUGAAAACACCCACUAUGAAUAUUUCCUAAGAGAGGACACAGCAGUUGGGACUAGCUUUCUUCGUGUUGCAGCCCAUGAUGUUGAUUACAGCUCAAAUGCUGCUAUUACAUACUCCAUAGCAACUGAAGAACCUGAUUAUUUACAAAUUAAUCCUACUACAGGCUGGAUCUUUGUUAGCCAACCCAUACCUCAGAGGUCAUCUGUAAUUCGAGAGGUUAUUGCUACAGAUGGAGGCAAUAGGAGCAGUAAAGUUGAGCUUGCAGUAACUAUUACCAGUGCAAAAAACCAGCCCCCACGGUGGGAAAGAGAUAGUUAUGAAGUUGUUAUUCCAGAGAAUACUACACGAGAUGCAUCAAUUUUGACAAUCAAAGCAACCUCUCCCCUUGGCGAUCCCCGUGUGACUUACAACCUGGAAGAGGGACUUGUUCCAGAGACCAACAUGCCAGUUCGUUUCUACCUGACUCCAAACAGAGAUGAUGGUUCUGCUUCAAUCCUGGUGGCCGAGCCGCUAGAUUUUGAAACAACAAAGAGCUUUCUGCUGAGGGUUCGAGCACAGAACGUUGCUGCGGUUCCUCUGGCAGCAUUCGCUACCAUCUGUAUUAAUUUAACAGAUGUCAAUGAUAAUGUCCCAUUCUUCACUUCAUCAAUUUAUGAAGCCUCAGUAGCAGAGGGAGCUGGUGUUGGGACAUUUGUUGUUCAAAUCUCUGCAGUGGAUCUUGAUCUUGGUCUGAAUGGUGAGAUAACCUACUCCUUCUUACAUGACCGUAAUGGAGACUACAUACAUUUUUGCUUGGACUCAUGGACAGGCUCAGUAUACACUACCUCAGUAUUUGACAGAGAGAAGAAGGGGUCCUAUCUUUUAGAAGUCAAGUCAGAAGAUGGCACUGAAUCAGCUCGACCUGGAAAACGGGGGAAGCCAAACUCUGACACGGCCUACGUGCGUGUCUUUAUCAGUGAUGUGAAUGAUAACAAGCCUGUCUUCACUCAAAGUGUCUACGAAGUAAAUGUGGAUGAAGACCAGGAUGUGGGCUCAACUGUCAUUACAGUCAGUGCUAAUGAUGAAGAUGAAGGAACAAAUGCUAAAUUACGGUAUCAGAUCACAGCUGGAAACGCAAGAGGGAUAUUCAAUGUAGAACCAGAAACAGGAGCCGUUUUUAUUGCACAGCCACUAGAUUAUGAAGAAACAAAAAUGUAUGAGAUUCACUUGUUGGCAUCUGAUGGGAAAUGGGAAGAUUAUGCAGUUAUCAUCAUCAAUGUUAUGAAUAAAAAUGAUGAGUCUCCAGUUUUCUCUAUCAGUGAAUACUAUGGAAGUAUAAUUGAGGAACUGGAUGGGUUACCAGUCUUUGUCCUUCAGGUUGUGGCAAGUGAUCCUGAUAGUAAUCCGAACGAAGGAGAUGUGAGAUACUCACUACAUGGGCACGGUGCAGCUGAUGUUUUCACCAUAGAUGAGAACACGGGCAGCAUUUAUUCGCAGAAGACGCUGGAUCGGGAUGAGCUGGCACUGUGGAGAUUUGUUGUAUUGGCUACUGAUGAAGGCGGAGAAGGACUUACUGGAUUUGCUGAUGUAAUUAUUAACGUGUGGGAUGUAAAUGACAAUGCCCCCAAGUUUGCAUGCGUGCCUGGUGAUUGCAAUGGGACUGUCUUUGAAAAUUCUCCUGCAGAUACGUUAGUCAUGGAAAUGAGUGCAGUUGAUCUUGAUGAUCCAAAUGUAGGUCUUAAUGCAGUCCUGACUUACAAGAUAACAGAGAAUGUAAAAAAUCAAUUUGGUACCAAUUUGUUUAAUAUCAAUCCCAAUACCGGUGCAAUCCACGUAGCAGAGGGAACACUGGACAGAGAAAUGAUUGAAAAAUAUUUUCUUACUGUUGAAGUAACAGAUGGGGGAGGGCUGACGGGAACUGGCACUGCCACUGUCUGGAUUGCAGAUGUUAAUGAUCAUGUACCUAAAUUCACCCAAGAGAUGUGUCAGGCAACGAUUCCUGAAAGCAGUGACAUUGACUCAGAAGUUCUGCAAGUGUCUGCUACGGAUGCAGAUAUUGGGGAAAAUGCUCACUUAACUUUCAGUAUCAUUGAAGGAGAUCCGGAUCAGAAGUUUUUUAUUGAGAAUGACGGAGAACAUCAAUAUGCUAUUAUCAGACUGAAAAAAAAAUUGGAUUUUGAGAAAGCACAUGAAAGACAGUUUAAUAUUACUGUUAAAGUGGAAGAUCUCGAUUUUUCUAGUAGUACAUCGUGCCUGAUUGAAGUCGAGGACUCUAAUGACCACAGUCCAGUUUUUCAUUCUCAGUUUAUUCAAACAAGUCCCUUUGAAAAUACGCCUGUAGGUACUACAGUAAUUACAGUGAGUGCUACAGACAAGGAUUCUGGUUUGAAUGGGAACAUUGUGUAUUCUAUCAAGUCCGAUUCAGAUCCUAUGAGACAUUUUGCAGUUGACCAAAAUGGUCAUGUGGUGGUGGUGGGUGCGCUAGAUCGUGAAGUCAUUCAGAAAUACUGUUUAAUUGUGCACGCCUCAGAUCAAGGGGCUCCAGCCCAAACUGGAAGCAUCACAGUUUUGAUUGACCUGCUUGAUGUGAAUGACAAUGGGCCAAGGUUUGAGGCACCAUACAUGCCUGUAGUUUGGGAAAAUAUGUUGAAGCCUGAAACAGUGUACAUGAACCAUACAUCAAAGCUACUUCAUGCAUUUGAUCCGGACAGUGAGGAAAACGGGCCACCCUUUACAUUUUCAUUGCCACCAGAUUAUCAGAAUUCUCUGGAUUUUUCUCUUACUGACAAUAGAAAUAACACAGCAACCAUCACAGCUUUGAGAUCCUUUGACAGAGAAAAGCAGAAAGUGUUUCACUUGCCAAUAAUUAUAACGGAUAGUGGGAUCCCAGCUAUGAGCGCUACAAACACGCUGACUAUAACAAUUGGUGAUGAAAAUGACAACUCCCAUCAAUCUGGCCAUAAGGAAAUCUAUGUGUACAGUAACAAAGGUAAGUGUUAUCUGUCUUACCAGACUUCAGUGCUUGGGGAAGUGUUUGCACCAGAUCUGGAUGACUGGGACAAUAAAACAUUUCUCUCUGAAGGAAAACUGCUCAAAUAUUUUAUAUUACAUCAGAGGCGUGGUUCUCUGAUAAUGGUUGAUAAUGUUCCCCAAGGAACAUACAACUUAAAAGUCAGAGUUUCUGAUGGAGUUUGGCCUGAUGUUAUAUCUACAAUCCAAAUCCAUGUCCAAGAGUUGGAAAAUGAAGUCAUACAAAAUUCAGCCACUGUACGCCUAGGAGAUAUCACAGCAGAGGAAUUCAUAAGAAGGGACGAAUAUGGCAAAAACAGGCAUGACAAGCUCAAGGAAAUACUGGCAAAGGUAUUUUCAGCUCAGCUUAGUGACAUCACUGUCUUCAGUGUGCUGAACAUUGAUGGAAAACAGACAGACAUAAGAUUUACAAUCACUGAUGGCUCUGCAUAUUACAGAUCAGAGAAACUGCAUGCUGAGAUGGCAGCAUUUAAAAAUGAGAUCCAGUCAGCUUUACAAGUGAGCAUUUUGGAGAUCGAUGUAGACGAAUGUAGGAGGGCGAACUGUAGCAACGGCAACGAUUGUACAAACCACUUGACAGUGAGUGACAUGCCAACAGUGACGGAUACUGGCAGCGUGUCAUUUGUCUCUGUAACAACGACCGUCGAUGCAGUCUGCAGCUGUCCAGCCAGGGACCGAAUUCAUCAGUCUUGUGCCUCCUACCCUCGAAGCCCUUGUCUCAAUGGUGGGAGGUGUAUUGACACUCUGAAUGGUUACAGAUGUGUUUGUCCUGCUUUAUUUCAUGGACCAGACUGCCAGCAGACGAAGCACAGUUUCCAUGGGAAUGGCUAUGCAUGGUUUCCACCCAUCAGGCCUUGUUUUGAGAGCUACCUCUCUCUUGAGUUUAUUACUGCGGCUCCAGAUGGACUUCUGCUAUAUAGUGGUCCCUUAUCAAAUCCGGAACCUGGAAGUACAGAAAACUUCAUUGCAAUAGAGCUAUCCAGUGGUAUUCCCAUGUUGAAGAUGAGCCUUGGCUCAGGUUCAGUGAUGCUGCAGUUACCAAGUCACCUGAAUGUAAUGGACAAAAAAUGGCAUCACCUAGAAGUCAGAACCAGUGGUCAGGAUAUUCGAUUCACUUUGGAUCACUGCGGUGCGGCUGUUGUUUCGGAAAGAGAAGGAGUAGGGAAAUGGCUCUCUGCUGAGGAUCGUACCAGCUGUGAAGUCCUUGGGUCUGUUCCACGAGGAGCAAGGCAUUUGAAUGCGAACCAUGUUCUUCAACUGGGUGGUGUAAAAGAAUCGUUACCAUAUUCCUACCCACAGCUGCUGCACAAACACUUCAAUGGUUGUUUGCGCAAUUUCAUCUUGGAUACUCAGGUGUACGACCUUCAGUCUCCUGCAGAGUCCCUGAACAGCUUUCCUGGCUGCACACUAACGGAUGGGAGCUGUGAGGCCAUGGGGUCAUCUUCCUGUGGUGUUCAUGGCAGGUGUCUUGGAGACUGGGGCUCAUUUGCUUGUCACUGUUUGCCAGGUUACUAUGGCUAUCGAUGUGAUAAAGUUGCCAAAGAAUACACAUUUGGGCCAGGAAGUCAUAUCCGCUAUCAGCUCCCUGUCAGCGUGCCCGCCCGUAGGACACGGGUAGAAGCCAUGAUUAGGACACGGCAGCCAGACAGUGUCAUCAUGAGCAUGUCAUCCCGAAACAAGGAUGAAUACAUCACUUUACAGGUGGUUCAGGGGUUCUUAAUGGUCUCAUAUAAUCUGGGUGAUGGAGACUAUUCUGUAAGCCUCCCCUUCUACAACAUUGAUAAUGGUGAAUGGCAUCAUAUCAAACUGGAGAGAAUUGAAAAUGAAUUUACCCUUCGCCUUUAUGAAGGAGGUGGGAAGAGAGAAAUUCUGAGAGCAAGAGGAGUGUACAAAGAGAUUGUGAUUGACCCCAGCAGCUUGGUCCUUGGAAACACCUAUCUGUUCAGUCCAAAUCAGAGCUUUCAAGGAUGCAUGAAGGAUGUCAGAUUUAAUAACUACAGGUUGCCUCUGGAUACUCACAUGAAGGAGCUGGUGUCAGUAUUAAGUGCCCAAGGAGUGAAAGAAGGCUGUUCUUCAGAGGCUUGUAGGAAUAACCCUUGUAACCAGGAAUUUAUUUGUAUUGAUUUGUGGAUGAUGCAUGAAUGCAGUUGCCCUCCAGGACACAUGAUGGUGGAGAACGCCACGGGCAGACGCUGUGUGUACACUGCGUGUGCUAAACGGCCCUGCAACUACGGCACCUGCGUCUCCCAGUCACCAACCACGUUCCGGUGCGACUGUCCCGACGGCUACGCCGGACGCAGCUGUGAGAUCACGCUGGCCAUCUUCCACAAAGACGCAGGCCUCAGCUUUAGCUCCAUGUUUGCCAUCUGCAUUUGCUUUUUGGCACUGUUAGGUAGCUAUGGCAACUACAUCUUGUAUUACCUUUGGUGA
Molecule: messenger RNA, 7071 nt
Organism: Tinamus guttatus (white-throated tinamou)
Lineage: Eukaryota; Metazoa; Chordata; Aves; Tinamiformes; Tinamidae
Source: RefSeq, a predicted model, not a curated record